AUGCAUGCUAAUAUUACCUCAAUUAAUGAUAAUACUCCUACCUUUGCUGAAAAUUAAGACUUUCUAAAUAUUGAAUAAUGCUUAAAUGGAAUUUCAGAUUUUCUAUUAUGUUCUUCGACACUCAAUUUACAUUAAGUAAAAUCUUUAUAUUUAAAAGAGUAAUCAUAUAACAAAUUACUUUUUAGAAGAUAAAUAGUCAUCUAAAAUGUUUUCUAACUUUGUCAAUAAUAUUGAAUUUGAAGAAUUAAUUAGAUUGUAUAGACUACAUCGCUAUUAUAAUAAACGAAAUUAAUUAAAUAAUUCUGUUAUACUAGAAACAAAUAAUUAAAAAGCAUUAUCAAAUAAGCGUCAAAGUUAGCCUUAAGUUUUUAUUAAGAUAAUAGGAAAUUCUACACCUAAAAUAGAAAACAAAAAAUAUUCAUAAAUUGAAAGCAGGUACUCUCCUAAAAAUUUAAAAUUCUACUUAAAACAGGAAUAAUAAAGUUCUGAUUUGUAAAUGUCACAUAAUAGACGUCUAUCAUAAUCAAUGAAUCAAUCAAGAUCCUCCUCAUUAAACAUGAGUUCUAUAAAUUCCAAUUUUAAGGUUUAAUAGGUUAAUCAUAAUCAAAAUAGACCAAAAACUGGUACCAAAAAUUAUUAAUUUUGUUUACUUUCUUAGAAACAUUAAGAAUUAACCAAAUUAAAAUAAAAAAAUGAAACAAAAACAAUUGUAAAUUUAUCUUUAAAUUCAUUAUCCUCAAAGAUUGAAAAGAAUAAAUGA
Paramecium pentaurelia is the source of this 760-nucleotide messenger RNA. NCBI's taxonomy places the organism in Eukaryota, Ciliophora, Oligohymenophorea, Peniculida, Parameciidae. The record is from the annotation of a GenBank genome assembly.